Messenger RNA from Mugil cephalus (flathead mullet), 2089 nucleotides. It is a transcript of the gene ccdc13, whose product is annotated as coiled-coil domain containing 13. Lineage: Eukaryota; Metazoa; Chordata; Actinopteri; Mugiliformes; Mugilidae. The record is from RefSeq and is a predicted model, not a curated record. The transcript has 15 exons. Gene Ontology annotation, cellular component: centriolar satellite. Gene Ontology annotation, biological process: non-motile cilium assembly; cytoplasmic microtubule organization. The coding region runs from base 133 to 1983 and encodes 616 amino acids.
CCGGAUGUUGCUAUGGAUACUAAAGCGUCGCAAUCAAGGAGGAAGGAGUUCGUUCACCUGGUACACAAAACGAUGAAGUGCCUUUCGUAACUACUUUAUGGACAAGGACGGCAAUUGGAUAAAUGACAGGCCAUGGAGCAAGACGAACAAAUAAAUGACUUGAGGCUUCAGUUUCAAGAACUACAAAAGCAGCAAGAGAAAAGAAAACUGGAUAGGAAAAAGGAGAAAGCGCCGGACAAGGCUGAUGACAUUAAUACCCAGGAUGACAUGGAUCUAUCUAUGCAAGGUAUUCAGGCUGAACAAGACAGGCUGUUGCAGAAUGAAAAUCAGACGUUACUAGACCAGCUGAGAGAGCUAAAGGAUGAAAAUGGGCGACUCUUUAAACUCCUGAGAGAAAAGGAUUUUGAAAUUAAACACCUGAAGAAGAAAAGAGACGAGGAAAGGCUGGCAUUAGCAGGCACGUCAGGUUUGGCGGGAGCUGUAGCUGCCACAAAGAUUGUUGAGCUGUCCAAGAAGAACAGAGAGCUAACUGCUGAAAUCGAGCAAGAGAAGAUCAAAUCCAAGCAAAAUAGUAACAGAAUCAAAGAGCUAGAGAAAGAGCUACAGGCUUCUUCGCUUCACUCUGUAUCUGGGCAGAAGAUUGACACAAAAUCUCUGGAUAAGAAAUCAUCUGAAGACUGCGAGCAGGAAAGUCCAGUGGUCAGAUCUCUGCAGGAAAAAUUAGCAGCUGCCCAGCUGAAAGUGACUGAAUAUCGCAACCAGGUUCAGUCCGCAAAACAGGAGCUGAAAGUAGCUCAGAAGGUGUUGAUGAGUGAGGUUGGAGAGGAGGUCAACCUUCAGCAAUUACUGAGCUGCCCCGGGAACUUUAGAGGUCGGUCACAGCAGAUACUGGCUCUUCAGGCACGGGUGCGGGACCUCGAGCAGCAGCUCAACCAGUCGACCGCACAGAGACAGUCAAGUGUCGUGAGUGAAGAUGAGGAGUUCCUAGGUUUCUUUCAGAAAACGCCUCCACAAGACAGAAACCUCAGCUUCAUCCGUGCCAGGGAGAAGGAGAAGAGGGAGGCGUUUGAGAGGAUCUCACUGGACUACGAGGCCCUCGUGAAAGAACACGAGGAUGUGAAGAAAAAGCUGGAAGCCUCUAAGGCCAGGAACAAGUCUCUGUCUAGUGAAGUGAAGACUCUGAAGGCACAGAUCUCCACACUGCUGGAGAAGGGCAAACAUGAUGACGAGCUUGUGGAUGCGCUGUUGAAGCAGCAGACCCAGAUGCAGACGGUGUUGAAACGGCUCAGCCAACAGCAGAAUGUAAAGAGCACGGAGUCCCAUCAGAGCCUCAGACAACAGUCGAGCAGUAAGCCUUCGGAGCACAACGCUCUCAUCCAGAAGCUUAGGCAGAUAGUUGCUGAGAAAGAGGCCAAGCUCAAAGAUCAAACCUCUGACAAGUGUUUGGAGGAAGACGGCGUGCACGGAGAGACCAGCCACAAGACAACAAACUGCAGUUCAGAAGUUUCCCCUGAAGAGGGCGACAUUAGCAAGAGAAAACCAUCUUCAGGUUCCGCAUCUAAAUUUGGUCAUAAACUGGUGUUGCCUGCAGUGGGGAGUAGUAUAGAAUUCAAGGAUCUAAGUUCCUCAAAAUGUCCACAAUGUUCAGCAGAUGUGAGCGCACUGAUGACCCAGUGUAAUGAGUACAAAAUCCUCUGCGUGGAGAAGGACAGACUGCUAGAGCUGGUUAAAACACUACAGACAAAAGAGAAAGAGAUAAACCAGAUGUGUUCGGAGGCAGAGCAGAAGUACCAAGAGGAGCGCCGCAGGACAGUGAUCCUGGAGCAGCAGUUGGAGACGACAAAAUUAGAUACGAAUGGCUGUGAUGUUUCUGUUCCUCAGGAGCAGUGUCCCCCAACACCAGGAUGGCAGGAGUCUUUGAGCUACACCAACUGCCCAGAGACAAACUGUCCAACAAUCCAGUCGACAUUUGUAAACAUUUAAUUUCUAACAUUGACAACACGUCUUGCACCAGUGGUAAAGACCAACAAGAAUUUUGUUCUUCCGACGCUUGUAAAAAUGACAAAAAUAAUGAUGUGUGGCAACAGCG